Molecule: messenger RNA, 1371 nt
Organism: Pichia kudriavzevii
Lineage: Eukaryota; Fungi; Ascomycota; Pichiomycetes; Pichiales; Pichiaceae
Exons: 1
Coding region: 1-1371 (456 amino acids)
Biological process (GO): heme biosynthetic process
Cellular component (GO): mitochondrion; mitochondrial membrane
Molecular function (GO): protoheme IX farnesyltransferase activity
Source: RefSeq, a predicted model, not a curated record
AUGAUGCCGAGGCAGCUCUUUGGCGUAAAUCCCGUAUGGAAAAGUUUUUCAAGGGACAUAUCUUCAACGAGGACUCUUUCCUUUCACCUGAAUUUAAAUGGGUUCUCACUAUAUUACUCAAACAAUCUAAUGAGUGGCAACAGUUUAAACUUUUCUAAGAAACAGAACAAUUCAUCUUGCUUGAGAUUUACACCAAAUUAUAGAUUUGCAGCAAUAACAAGAUCGCUAACAUCAGGAACUUCAAGCUCUCAGUCUCCAUCUUCGGCAUCACCAGUAUCAAAAGUUUCAAAUAUCUGCCAUCCACCAGCACAAGCUAAUGCACACAUACCUUUCCAGGUAAAAUUGAAAGAUCAAAAGAAAGACACCAGAUCCGUAUUGGAACUAUAUCAACAGGGAGAAAUAAAAAACCUAAAGCAAUUGUUUAAUCCAUAUAUGGCUCUGACGAAACCAAAUCUAACCUUUUUGAUCAUGUUAUCAUCCAUCUGUUCCUACACUCUAGCUCCUGGUUCAGCAGAUGUGUCUAAAUUUGUUUUUCUAACAAUUGGUACACUCCUGGCAUCAGGUGCAGCCAAUGCAAUCAAUAUGGGUCGUGAGCCAAACUUUGAUUCUCAGAUGGUUCGAACCUCAGCAAGACCGGUUGUCACAGGACUAGUGAAACCACAUGAAGCAUUCAAAUUUGCUGCAAUCACAGGAACCUUAGGAUGCUCGAUAUUAUAUCUAGGAGUUAACCCCAUUGUCGCCGCUUUGGGUGCCACCAACAUCGUACUUUAUAGUUGGUUGUACACAUCACUGAAGAGGAAGUCUAUUCUAAAUACAUGGGUAGGUGCAAUUGUUGGUGCUAUUCCUCCAUUGAUGGGUUGGGCCACAUGCUCAUCUCUGGCGGACCCUGGUGCUUGGUGCCUAGCUUUAUUAUUAUAUGCAUGGCAAUUCCCUCAUUUUAAUACUCUAAGUCAUAAUAUCAAGGACGAAUACAAACGUGCAGGUUAUGUUAUGACAGCCUUUGUCAAUCCAAAACUAAAUGCUAGGGUUGCAUUGAGAUAUUCCCUAUUGAUGUUCCCAAUUUGUUUUGCAAUGGUUUAUUAUGGAGUCUGUGAUUCAUAUUUUGUUUUCGAUUCUUCAAUCUUAAACGCUUGGAUGUCCUAUACUUCAUUUAAAUUUUGGUUGCAACAACGUCAUAAUUAUUCUUCCAAAGUGCUGCAAAGUGGAGGUCCAAGUACCAACGACAUAAACAUGGCCAACGUUUGGGCGAAGAAAACGUUCUGGAGUUCCAUCUGGCAUCUACCAAUUGUUAUGAUCUUGGCGAUGCUGCACAAAAAGGGACAAUGGGAUAGAUUUUUUGGGGACCCUAACCAAGAAGAACUCAAACCUUGA